AUGUCAACAUCCAAUGGAGGAAUUCAAUCUCAAAUUCCAAAAUUGCUAGGGCAAAAUUACUAUCAUUGGCAUAUCCAAAUGAAAGUUUUACUAGAAUCACAAGACCUCUGGUCAAUCAUCGAAGAUGGAUAUAGUGAAAUCCCUGCCAAUGCUUCAGAAAACGAUCAGAACACAUAUAGAGAGAAAGUCAGGAAGGAUAAGAAGGCGUUACAUGUAAUUUUUCAGGCAGUAAACGAAACUGUGUUCGAACGUGUGGCAACAAGUAAAACAUCUAAAGAAGCGUGGAACAUUCUUCAUAAGGCAUAUAGAGGAGAACGCAGGGUUAAAACGGUAAGGCUUCAAACUUUACGAUGUGAAUUUGAUGCAUUACGGAUGAAAGAUAGUGAAUCAAUAGAAGAAUAUAUCAAUCGGACCACAGUUAUAGUAAAUCAAUUAAGACUAAAUGAAGAGGAAGUCCCAGAACAACGAAUAAUAGAGAAAAUACUUAGAAGUCUCACUCGAAAAUAUGAAUCAGUUGUGGUCGCAAUCGAAGAAUCUAAAGAUCUGAAUACCAUCACAACAGAAGAAUUAUUAGGAAUUCUGCAGUCUCAUGAAUUAAGAUUAAAGCAAUACGAUGAUUCACCAAUGGAACAAGCGUUUCAAGUUCAAAGUCAAGGACUGGAACGUUCAAGAUCACUUAGAUCUGAGAAUACAGGAAGAGGAAGGGGUAGAGGAAGAGGCAGAUACAAUGGACAGAUUAGAUGUUUUAACUGUCAACGGUUAGGACAUAUAGCGAAAUUCUGUCAAAGGAGAGACGAUACUGAAAAGAUUAGCAAUGCACUUAUGCAUGAAAAGGAGGAGGAUGAGGAAACUAUGUUUAUGAUCUUUAACAUAGAAGAAACAACGAAGGACGGUUGCUGGUAUUUAGAUAGCGGAUGUAGCAACCAUAUGACUGGCGACAAAAGUCUAUUCGUCACACUAGACGAGUCGGAGAGAAGGGAAGUUAGGACUGGGGACAAUAAAAAAUUAGAAGUGCUGGGUUGUGGAGAUGUUUUGAUCAGAUUCAAGGGAGUAGAGAAAAGGGUACCGAAUGUAUAUUUUGUUGAAGGUUUGAAACAUAAUCUUCUAAGUGUUGGCCAGUUAGUGCAGAAAGGAUAUGAAGUUAAAUUUCAUAACCAUGAAUGCACUAUAAAGGAUCAAAAGGGCAUGAGUAUAGGGAAAGUUCAAAUGACCGGAAACAAAAUGUUUCCUUUAAAUUUAGAAUAUGAUGAUACACCAAGGGCCUAUAGCAUGAUGAUAUAA
Messenger RNA from Helianthus annuus (common sunflower), 1281 nucleotides. RefSeq lists its product as uncharacterized. The transcript has a single exon. Lineage: Eukaryota; Viridiplantae; Streptophyta; Magnoliopsida; Asterales; Asteraceae. Gene Ontology annotation, molecular function: nucleic acid binding; zinc ion binding. The record is from RefSeq and is a predicted model, not a curated record. The coding region runs from base 1 to 1281 and encodes 426 amino acids.